UUAAAUAUGCACCCAAAACAAUAUAUAACUGCGGAGCUCUUCCUAAAACGCUACAAUAUAACAAACAAGGAAGUAUAACAAUCUAGCUAGUAAUCCAGUUAGUGUCUAGCAAGAAUUUCACAUUUGAAAAAAAGGGAAAAAAUCAAUUGUUACAAUUACCAUUCAACAAAUAUUAUCGAUAAUGGAGCUUUGAUAUUUUCAAGAGUGAGUUGGUUAUAGUAGGAGUCUAAAAUUGUGUGUGAAUCUUUUAAUAACACAAAUGUGACCAAGUCUGAACAGUCAACGCGCGUGAACGACAAUUGUCUUCAAGAAACAAUCAGGAAAACGCAAUGGAAACUUUGAACAAGAUUAAGGACACACAUGAACUCGUGCUUUAUAACGAGGCGUGCAAAGCUUUUCCAAGACCUGCACCACCUCCAGUUGGCCAAGAGGUCGAUCUGAACGAGUUCUUUUCCCCAGAACUGAAAGACAUCUACCCUGGAUUCGAUGCUGUGAUACGUCUUGAUGAAUAUGUUGCAAAGACCCCCGAAACACCGGGACAAACCAUUCGAGCUUUAGUGGAACAUCUUAUGGAAAUAACGUCAUCUGAGUACGAUAAGUCACGUGUUAUAAUACGUUGGGUUGCGACUAACAUCGCAUAUGACCUCAACUUCCUAAACACGGGUAGCAGGCCUUCUUCAACUGCAGAAGACGUUUUGAAGAAGCGCUCUGGUAUCUGCGAGGGAUUCUCAAAUUUGGUUCUUGAAAUGUGUCGAAUCGCUGGCUUAGAAUGCGAGAAAAUCUGUGGCAUAGCCAAAGUGUUUGGCUAUAAAUUUGGUGAUGAUCUCAGGAGUGCAAAGUUCAGACACGCCUGGAACCGAAUCAAAAUAUCAGAAACGUGGUUUCUGUGUGAUGCUACGAUGGCAUCCGGAUAUAUUAAAAGAGAGAAUAGAAAGUACGAAUAUAUUUUCCAGUGGAAUGAGGGCUACUUCUUAGUCCCGCCAGAAACGCUGCGUUACUCUCACAAACCAGACGACGAAGAACUUGACUUAAAGCAAUGGACACUCGAGGCACGCGUGUUUCCAUCAGGUUGUUUGUAUAAGAUGUCGAUUUUAACGACUGCUGGAUAUAUUAAAACAAAUUCAAAUAAAGUUGAUUUUCAAUUUCAAAGUAUGUGGAAGAUGGACUUAUGGAGUACAUUGAUAGAUGACGCAACAGGCAAACACGUAGAGAAUUCAGUAGCAUCUUUUACAAAUGAGAAGGUAACAACGCUGUUUGUACGUCUUCCACGAGCUGGAUCGUACAGUGUUGUAAUAUUUGGUAAUCCCGUGAAUUUGUCAGAGCGUUCAAAGAAAAUGAUCCAGGAUAGGUUGUUAAGAUUUAAUGUACACACGACAUGCGUCAGUGGUUCACAGCCAUUCCCCAAAUUCACAAGUCUCCUAGGAUCACUUCCUGCUUUCACAGAUGGUGGAUUUAGAUCCUCUGUCAACUUCCCCAUCAUUGAAACAGAUGAUGGGUACGCUAAGUUUACAGUUUAUAGACCUGGGGGUGAGCCAAUAAGAUUCAAAUUCAGACACUCAGAAUCCUUAGGCCAACUUAAUAAGUAUGUAUUUGCAAAUGCCUAUCCAGAAAAAGUUGUGUUUAAUAUCCGAUGCCCAAAGAAGGGAGAAUAUUCGUUGAUACUUGGAGCCAGACCUAACAAUGAUCAGGUUGAUGACAAUGAAUUUCCGCAAGUUGCCACUUAUCUGAUUUUGAAUAAGAAUGAGCAGGGAACGCCGUUACCAUCGUACCUUUCUGAGGAACGACAAUGGGGACCAGCCGACAAUUUAUCCAAAUUGGAUAUAUUAUUAAACCCCAAAAAAGGUUCUGAAAUAACGUGUAAUAAAGACGAGACCGUUUUUGAACUGAGCUUUAACGAAGAACAAAUCCAACUUUCUUAUAGAAUAAAAGCUGAAAACGACAAGGUAACAAGUAGUUGGGUCUGUGCUGAGACAAAUCGAUCACGUGGAACAAAAUAUGUUAAAUUGAGUUUUAGAUUUCGUGUACCCGUCUCGGGAUUUUACGAAUUUAAAAUAUUCGCAGGAAAAAUUGGCGCGGAAUCUAAUGAUUUAAUAGGACGUUGGCUACUUAAUGUUGUUAAUUUGUAUGAGGGAGAGCUGUUCAUUGGCAAUGAAAAUGUACCAUGGGGAAGUAUUGCUUCCAAAAUGACGGUCAACAACUUGCAAGUUAUAUCACCAAACCGUUCCACAAUCUAUCCGAAUGACGAAGAUUCCACAUUAAUUAUCGAAUCGGAGUUGAAUAAGCCAACAGGUCUUAAUUUCAGCCUAAAGGACAAUUCAGAUACUGAUUUGCACGAGUGUGUUUUGGCAGAUUCUGUUAUUGAACGAAACGACGAAAAGAUGUUAUACAAAUUUCAAUUUUAUCCACACGAGGCUGGAUUUUACCGUUUUGAUGUAUUCUCUGAAUUUGACCAUCUAGGUAGUUGGAUGAUAGAUCAGUCUGUGAUAGAUGCUCAUAAGUCGAAACAAAUGGAACUUCCUUCAAAUGAUAAACGACCAUGGGGUCCUCUUAAAAUCUUUUUUGAUUAUGGCUUCUCGGUAGUGACACCAGAAUCGUCCAUUAUUUCCACUUCUUCUGGAGCUGAGUGCAAACUAAUUAUAUCGACAGACCCUCGAGGAAAAAUUCUUGGAAAGUUAAAUUUCCGUAAUCAAGCGGAUAACUUAACAGAUAGUUUUGAUUCUGUAACGACAAGCGAUGGUCAAAUUAAGAAAAUUGUUAUAAAGUUCAAGUUAUCCCAGAAAGGCUAUUAUAAAUUCAGUUUAUUUAUAUCAAAUUCAGUGCAGGACAAGUUUGUUUAUGGCGGAGGCUGGCUUAUACACUGUGUAUGAGAAAAUCACCAAUCACUAGUUAUGCCUUAGUGAUUUUGUCACUGAAAUGUUACCAAAGAUGUACAUAACGUAAUGGUAGCGUGUAAUGAAGUCAAAUAAUCUAUAAAAAAAAAAAAGCAGAAACACAAGCAUGGCCAUCGCGGAAUUACCAUAUUUUGAAUGGUUUUCAAAAAUGAAAGACUAUGGGAAACAAUGAUUAAAGAAAUACCCCACCACACCCCCUUUUCCAAGUGAUUUCCCUUUUGACUGAGACUAUUGUCUCCGGUCAAACUUUCACUUAUAUCAAAAUCCAUCCAAAUGAUGAGCAAGUUCACCUGUUACAUGCUAGAAUUCAUCGGCUCCAGUGACCUUCACACCUACCCUAUCCCUGGAUUCUCAUAGAAACCUCCCCCCGCCUUACAGCAUUCUGGUUGCGGGUCUGCCUUAUACUGUUCUUUCUACCACGCCCCUGGUACAAUAAAACAUUGAAAUACUUUAUCUAUCAUUAUC
Messenger RNA from Anneissia japonica, 3356 nucleotides. RefSeq lists its product as uncharacterized. Lineage: Eukaryota; Metazoa; Echinodermata; Crinoidea; Comatulida; Comatulidae. The record is from RefSeq and is a predicted model, not a curated record. Bases 330 to 2867 code for a protein of 845 amino acids. The transcript is spliced from 6 exons.